ACCAGCAAGUUGUGCGCUCUUGGAAAAGUUGUGCAAGCUGCUGACUUCAGGGAGACAUCCCUCUGUCUGGUCUGGUGUCGGACUUCUUUUCAGGAAUGCAGCGGGAAGUGUGAGAAGCAGGAAGGAGCUUGGUCUUUCUUUAACUCACCAGCCAUUGUUAGAGGCGUUAAUUGUAGGGAGAGUUAUGUUAUCAAGGCUACUCCUCCAAGAAGUGACUUUGAACGCCUCACCGCGGACUCUCGAGGACUUUUAGGACUGGAAAGAGGCUUCACGCGACUUCUUCUGCGCCAUGGGCUGCAGCAAGGUGAUGUUGGGGGUGGUAGGGGCGGCUGUCGUCAUCACGUUAAUCACAAUCACGUCAGUUUAUUUAAGCAAAUCUGGUGGGACCAAAAGACCAUUCACUAUUGAAGAUUACUUCAAUGACACGAUAAGGUGGAGAUCCUACAAUUUAUACUGGAUAUCAGACAAGGAGUAUCUGCAUAAAACUAGAGAUGGGAAUGUCUUUCUCCACAACGCUGAAACACAAGAGGAAUCUUUAUAUUUGAGCAAUUCAACCUUUACACAAGUGGAUGCGACAGAUUAUUUGUUGUCAGGUGAUCAGAGAUACAUCGCUUUUGAAAGCAAUUACACAAAGAAAUGGAGACAUUCGUUCACAGCCUCAUACUCCAUCUAUGACAGAGAGAGAUCAACGUUUGUUACAACUGGAAGUCCUCCAGCUGAUGUGCAGUACUUUACAUGGGCCCCCACAGGAAACAAAUAUGCAUAUGUUGUAGAUUACAACAUUUUUCUUAAAUCAGACGUCACUGCUGAAGCUGUUCAGGUGACCCACAAUGGGAAAAAGAAUGAGAUCCUUAAUGGCAUCCCUGACUGGGUCUAUGAAGAGGAAGUGUUUGCAUCUAACGGGGCAAUAUGGUGGUCCACAACCAGCAGUCUUUUGGCUUAUGCUGAGUUUAAUGACACAGACGUUCACAAAGUGGAGUUCUCCUGGUAUGGAUCUGAGCAGUACCCAGAAACUGUGGCUGUCCCAUACCCUAAGGCUGGGUCGACCCUCACCAAGGUGAAACUGUUUGUGGUUGAUACUACAAAUCCAUCCCGACGCACACAGGUGGCUCCUCCAGCGUCUGUUGCUUCUGGUGAUCACAUUUUGUGCUCAGUGAACUGGAUUACAGACGAACGCGUCGCUGUGCAGUGGCUCACAAGAAAACAGAAUUACGUGGUUGUACAGAUCUAUGACUUCGAUGGAAGCAACUGGAGAGAAAAACAGAAAUUUGAGCAAACAAGCAAGACAGGCUGGGUCGGCCAUUAUGUGCCCUUGCCUCUGUUCUUCUCUGAGGAUAAACUCAGUUUCUACAAAGUGAUGAGCGACACUCAGGGCUACAAACAUAUCCAUUAUGUCAAAGAUGGCAAAGCAACACCUAUUACCUCAGGGAAGUGGGAAGUCAUCUACAUAUCCAAAUUAACAAGAGAUGCAAUAUAUUUUGUGAGUAACGAGUACCAAGGAAUACCUGUGAAGAGAAAUCUUUACAAGGUCAUGAUUGGAAGCAGUCCCUCGGCCCCUCAGUGUCUCACCUGUGGCUUGUAUGAGGACAGGUGUCAGUACAACUCAGCUUAUCUCAGCUAUGACGCCUCGUACUACCGAAUGGACUGCUACGGACCUGGAUUUCCCCUUUACACUCUCAUGGACAACAGAGGAGCAGGUGGAGAGAUCUCCGUUCUUGAGGACAACAAGGAAAUUAAAAAUAUUCUUUCAGAAUUCCAAAUGCCAACAAUGCAACAUGGUACAUUUAAGAUAGCAGGAUUUGAUCUCUGGUAUCAAAUGAUGUUACCACCCAAUUUCAAGAAAUCCAAGAAGUACCCUCUCCUCAUUGAUGUGUAUGGAGGCCCAUGCAGUCAGCGGGUUGACUAUCGGUUCAAGCUCAACUGGGGAACAUACCUCUCCAGUUCACAUGGGAUCAUCGUCGCCAGUUUCGAUGGAAGGGGAAGCGGUUACCAAGGUGACGAUAUACUGCACUCCAUUUACAAGCGCCUUGGGACGUUUGAAGUUGAAGAUCAGAUGGCAGCUGUGAGGAAAUUCAUCGACAUGGGCUUUAUUGAUAAAGACAGAAUAGCAAUAUGGGGCUGGUCCUAUGGUGGUUACAUUUCCUCCAUGGCCCUGGGUGCUGGAACUGGACUCUUCAAAUGUGGAAUAGCAGUCGCCCCUGUAGCCAAGUGGGAAUAUUAUGAUGCAGUGUACACUGAACGCUAUAUGGGCAAGCCAUCAGAGAACUCAGACUCCUACAAAAAUUCUUCAGUGACAGCCAGGGCGAAGAACUUCAAGGACGUAGAUUAUCUGUUGGUUCACGGUACAGCGGAUGACAACGUCCAUUUUCAGCAGGCAGCACAGAUCUCCAAAGCUCUGGUAGAGGCGCAGGUGGACUUUGAGGCGAUGUGGUACACUGACAAGGACCACUCACUCAGAGGAUCAGCCUUCCAUCACACUUACACCCUCAUGAGCCACUUCCUGCAGAAAUGCCUUGUUAAUCCCAAAUAGAUGUGAAAACUGUGACUGCAUUUUUAUCCAACAUUAACACACUUUUUGUGUGUGCGUGUGUGUGUAUUUUUUAUGUGUGUGUGCAUUGAUUAUGUCAGGUCAACCCAGUACAAUUAUUUUUGUGCAAUGGUGGUUUUAUUACUUUUGCAAAUGAGCAUUUGUAUUUUAUCUUACAUUUUAUACGUACUUAAAGCCAUGGCAUGCAUUUGGGAUUUUAUGUCAGUCUAAGCUGUGUUUCGCUGCACUGAUUUGUUGUUGAGUAUAUAAAAUGUGUUGCAGACAUGCCCUUAUGAAAGAGAAAUAAACUUUGUUUUAAAAAAUC
Messenger RNA from Cheilinus undulatus (humphead wrasse), 2852 nucleotides. Its product is annotated as fibroblast activation protein, alpha. NCBI's taxonomy places the organism in Eukaryota, Metazoa, Chordata, Actinopteri, Labriformes, Labridae. The transcript has 26 exons. Gene Ontology annotation, molecular function: serine-type endopeptidase activity; dipeptidyl-peptidase activity. The record is from RefSeq and is a predicted model, not a curated record. Gene Ontology annotation, biological process: proteolysis. Bases 290 to 2530 code for a protein of 746 amino acids.